This is a messenger RNA of Penicillium soppii, 213 nucleotides long. RefSeq lists its product as uncharacterized. Bases 1 to 213 code for a protein of 70 amino acids. The record is from RefSeq and is a predicted model, not a curated record. NCBI's taxonomy places the organism in Eukaryota, Fungi, Ascomycota, Eurotiomycetes, Eurotiales, Aspergillaceae. The transcript has a single exon.
AUGUCCCGGGGGAUGGAUGUUGUCGGCGGUUGUUGUCGUGGGUGUCAGGUCAACGCACACAACGAAGUCGGAUGGCUCGUCGAUUAUGGGUUAAGCGAGGGAGGCCUGCUUCGUGUUAGUGGCAAGGGUCCCAGCCCUAAUCCUGACCAAUCAUAUGCUGGUCUGAUCACGUGUUAUCUGUCGCACAACUCCGCCUUUGGUCGUAUUAUGUAA